Vigna umbellata (rice bean) is the source of this 1123-nucleotide messenger RNA. The record is from RefSeq and is a predicted model, not a curated record. Lineage: Eukaryota; Viridiplantae; Streptophyta; Magnoliopsida; Fabales; Fabaceae.
AUUUUUUUUUUUUCGUUUAGUUUAUUUUGAUGUUUCAGUAGAAGAUUAAUGGUUCCCUAGGUUUCAUGUUCCUGAUGUUUUAAAAGGAUCAUUAUGUGAAUAUAGAGUUGUCAGAUUUUUUAAUGGAUGAUUUUGUAGGAGCAGUAUCAGUAUGAGUACCUGACAUUUUAUUCUUACUGUGUGCAUUUUUUAUCCUUGGAGAGGGAAAAUAAAUCUUACAGGUUCCAAGAACUGUGGGGCAUAUUUAUUAUUCUUUCCGGUACACCCUCUCUUUUGGGAGUGGUUGUCGUAUGUAGAAACCAAAAGAGGCUUCCCACUUGGACAAAGAAAAAGACUGGAUUCUAAUCAGAGUACUGUGGUCUCAAUUGAAAGAAAGAAUGCAUGCCGCAUCUCAAACUUUCAUCUUAAAUCUCACUCCACAGGUGAUCAGGUGCAAGCAGAGAGUAGGCCAGUAUGUUGUGCCUAUCCUGAAUUAUGAACAUUUUGGUCUUUCAUGGAAACUCAGUUGGUGCAGAAAUAAUUUAAAGGCACUUCUGCUUUCUGAAUUAUAUUUCAAAUUGCAUAGGUUAUUUGAGUCUAUACUUUAUUAUACAACAAGCAUUUUUGAAAAGGGUCUCAUAGUGAAUAAUGUUCCUGAAAAUUUGGUCUUUAACCAUGUUCAAUGGUGUCAUGCAAUUCUUGUGGCUGACCUUACCCAGUGGGAUAAGGCUUCGCAUCUGCUUUUUACAGGCAAGAUAUUAAAUGCCUUCCAGCUGCUGGUUGUAUCAUCAGGUGCCGAAAUUUCUUCCAAUCAGUUUGAGGACUUUUCUGUCUCUGUUGCCGAGAAGGAUGAUACCAGAGAACUAAAGCUAAGCGUAGAGGUAUGGACACAAAACUCAAUGAUAUUUGAUGAUGUUUUUUAGAGAAUGGUUGCAGCUGCACACCAUCCCAGAUUUCGAAGAGUAAAAGGAGGGAAAACACCAGAUAUACCAAAACACAUUUUAUUAGAGGUGCUUGGACCUUCCAAAGUUUUCAAGGAAGUUAUCAAGAAGAUAAUCAACUCAACUGUAGCUGGAUAUGUAGAGAAGGUAUUUUGUCAUAUGUGAAAUCUAGUUUUUCUUAUUUUGUCUUUCAAGGAAUUAUA